AUGGCGCGGCGGAGUUUUAAAACAUGCCUGCUUGCCAAUGUGUUUGUUGUUCUGCAUGACUUAGAGCCAACGCUCGAGUGCACUCAAGGAGAAUGGAUCCUCAAGAAUCCACCUCCAAAGGAUAACCCAAUGCCCCUCCAGAAGCCCCUGGACCCAGGAUGUCAAUUCAUUGGCAAAGCGAAAAUGCCCUCACUGAUGUCUUGGAUCUUGUUCUAUUCCAAUGGGAAGAAAAAGAUGUCUCCCAUUGAUGAUGGCCCCUCUGGCAGGGACAAAGGUGAUAUCCAUGGUGUCAUUGCCCACCUCAUUUUUGCCAAUCACAUCAAGUAUGGCCCCGCAUACCAUCACAACCUAGAAGAAAUUUCACUCAGAACAAGAUACAAGAAGAACAAGAGCCAAUUUACCGCCACAGGCACUGGCAUUGUGCCACUUGAUGGGGCAUCUGCACAAAAUCUACUAGAAAAAGUUCAUGUGGACCUUCCAUGGUACUCGGAUCUGGAUGCGAUCUGGCACAGCAAUCCCUCCAUGGCGGCGAAGACGCACUUGUCUAAGCCAGGCCUUGAUCAUGCAGGUGCCCUGUAUUCACUUAUCCGGCCACAUGGUGGGGCUGGUCCCUCCAUGCACUUUGGUGCCACUGUUGGGGCUGGUUCCUCCAUGUCCUUUAGCACCCCUGCUCAGUCAUCACUCCCCCCCUCCCCUGCAUAUCCCCCUGGCACUCAGCCCUCCCCCAAUGCAUAUCCACCGCCCAGCACACACUUGCCCCCCACUUCUCCAACCUUCUGCUCCCCCCAGUAG
This is a messenger RNA of Suillus paluster, 792 nucleotides long. RefSeq lists its product as uncharacterized. The transcript is spliced from 5 exons. The record is from RefSeq and is a predicted model, not a curated record. Bases 1 to 792 code for a protein of 263 amino acids. NCBI's taxonomy places the organism in Eukaryota, Fungi, Basidiomycota, Agaricomycetes, Boletales, Suillaceae.